UUAGUCGGAAGGUACGUCAUAUCCUGGCGUUUACAGGCUUUUGGUGGGAAAAUGUGUGCACCUUCACGCACAUUUAACUCAUAAUCAAAAUCUGUGGUAUGAAUUUUCUGUAACAGCAGAGUAACGGAUAUAUGCCAUGCCUAUAACGCUGUGAACAGAUUACGCGGAACAGCCCUUUAGGUGUGCUAAAGUCACCAAAAUCAUUAGUGAGAGUUGCCUAUUGUUUGUUAGCAUGCUAACAUGUUAGUCAUCGGUUUAUCUGACCAAUAAGAAAUUAAACUUUCAGGAUUAAAUCACUUCCAGUGGAGAGAAACUGGAUGUGUCAUAUGACUUGUUAGCCGUUUGCGAUCGCUUCGUGGGGAGGCACGCGCCCGUUUGGUUUAUGUGACUGAUCAGUGAAUCGAUCAGCUUUUAGCCUGACGAUCAUCAGUAACAACAACGAAAUGCCAGAAAUCAAACUCAAGCACGUCGUGUCGUGCAGCACCGAGGACUCUACGCACAGGGCAGACAACCUCCUGAGCUCUGACACGUACAGAAAGUGGAAAGCAGCCAGACCCGGGGAGAAGCAGAUAUCAGUCAUUCUCCAGUUUGAAAAGGAAGAGCAGGUGCACAGCAUUGAUAUUGGAAAUGAAGGUUCAGCUUUCAUUGAGGUGUUGGUGGGGAAUUCUUCAGCUGUCAGAGAUCAAGACUAUGAGGUUCUCCUGGUUAUGUCUUCCUUCAUGUCGCCCACGGAGAGCCGCAGUGGCACCAACAUGAACCGUGUGCGUUUCUUUGGGCCCAACCAGCUGCAAAAGAGCACAGCUCAGGAGAAGUGGGACAGAGUGAAAAUUGUGUGUAGCCAGCCAUACAGCAAGAAUAUUGCAUAUGGGCUUGCCUUUGUUAAGUUUCAUUCGCCACCUGACAAAAACGAUCCUCCUCCAACUUCCUCCCCAAAACUGACAAAGCUGGGACAGUUCAGGGUGAAGGAUGAGUCUCCUGCAUCCGGGCCCAGCCUUCAACCUGGCAGUCUCUUCUUCAGUCGGGAGAACGCAACAAAGUCUAGCACUUCACUCAAAGCGUCUCCUCAGAGUGAGAAGAUAAGCUACGCGGCUGCUGCUCUGCAAGCAAGCGGCAGCUCCCACUCAUCAGGCCAGGCCUCGUCUUCCACCUCUGCCUCACCACAGCCACCAGCAAAAAGGAAAUUUGAAUUCAGCAAAGAGCGACAAUCUGCUCCCGGCCCCCCUCCCUCGAAGAAAAAAAGUCCAUCUGGUUCACCUGAGGGUAAAGCCGCAACCCCCAAACACAAGCCGAGUUCAGUCAGUACACCCAGCCCAAGCACGGCCAAAGCAUCACCAGUUCAGAAGGCUGCUGACAGGAAGAGUGAGAGUGAGUCUAAACCUGAGCCUAAAACUAAACAGAAGGCCAAAUCCCAGAAAGAGCAGCAGGUCCCAUUCACCCGGCUCAUGGAGGGGGUGGUGUUUGUCCUCAGUGGAUUUCAGAACCCCUUCCGAGGGGAGCUGAGGGAAAAAGCGCUGGAAAUGGGAGCCAAGUAUCGACCCGAUUGGACGCCUGACGCCACACAUCUUAUCUGUGCCUUCGCUAACACCCCCAAGUACAGCCAGGUGAAAUCAGCGGGUGGAAUCAUCGUACGCAAGGAUUGGGUGCUGGAUUGCCACAAGAGGAAGCAGAAAAUCUCCUACAAAAGGUUUCUGAUGGAUGGACCCGAAUCGAGCUCAGAGAGUGAAAUGGAAGCGGACGACGAGAGCGAAGAGGAAAUGAACACAAAGACGCCGCAGAAGAAGGAGAAACAAGUCACGGCCAAAAAGAUGCCAGAGAAGGAGGAGGAAGAUGAUGAGUAUGCUGGCUCCACUGAUGUGGAUGAACCAGGAGGCGAUGAUGAUGAAUCUGCAGUGGACACAGAGGAUGAGCUGCAGAGGGUGGAAGAGGGGAGAAAACAGAAGAAAGCAGCAACAGAAGGAACGGUGGUGAAGGACGAGGAUCCUUACGGGGGGUCGACGGAUGAAAACACUGACGCUGAAGCUGAAGAGGAUCAUCCCAUCCCCGAGCUCCCAGAUUUCCUAAGCGGAAAGCACUUUUUCCUCUACGGUAAAUUCCCCAAUAACGACAGACGACUGCUGUUACGAUACAUUGUUGCCUUUAAUGGAGUGAUCGAGGACUAUAUGACAGAGAAGGUGCAGUUCGUGGUGACCAGUGAAGGGUGGCACGACUCCUUUGAAGACGCGCUGAUGGAGAACACCAAUCUGAAUUUUGUCAAACCGGAAUGGAUUUAUGCAAUCAGUGCACGACAAAAGAUGCUGCCCUAUCAGCCCUACACCGUCGUCCCCUGAACUAUACACUGUAUGCAGCGUGCGGCCGCACUCACACCCUCAUCCUGAUGAAGGAGCAGCAGGGAAAGCCAUAAACACAUUUUCCGUUUCAGAUAAACAGCUACACUUUCAAAGAGCAAUAAGUCAACUGUUUGUUAUUAUCGAUGCCUUUAUAUUGGACUUCAUAUUUGAUAUACAUAUCAUUUCUCCACCUCAAGCAGUUUUCUCUGCAAAUGUUUUCA
Messenger RNA from Maylandia zebra (zebra mbuna), 2548 nucleotides. RefSeq names its product X-ray repair complementing defective repair in Chinese hamster cells 1 (gene xrcc1). Gene Ontology annotation, cellular component: nucleus. Gene Ontology annotation, molecular function: damaged DNA binding. The record is from RefSeq and is a predicted model, not a curated record. NCBI's taxonomy places the organism in Eukaryota, Metazoa, Chordata, Actinopteri, Cichliformes, Cichlidae. Gene Ontology annotation, biological process: base-excision repair; double-strand break repair via nonhomologous end joining; single strand break repair.